Molecule: messenger RNA, 2883 nt
Organism: Cylas formicarius (sweet potato weevil)
Lineage: Eukaryota; Metazoa; Arthropoda; Insecta; Coleoptera; Brentidae
Product: echinoderm microtubule-associated protein-like 2
Exons: 15
Coding region: 58-2673 (871 amino acids)
Biological process (GO): microtubule cytoskeleton organization
Cellular component (GO): mitotic spindle
Molecular function (GO): microtubule binding
Source: RefSeq, a predicted model, not a curated record
AUAGCGAUGACGUAAUACGACUUUCCGAAGCAGAUCGCCUCGUAAACACCAUCUUCAAUGGCGCCCACCCACAUACCGAUAUUGGCGAAAAAUCAGUGGCGCAUCUCGCGGAAUCAAAAUGAAAUGCUAGAAUUGGAGAACCAAGAUGUCGCCGGGAGAAUUGCCGACUUGGAGAGAAAGGUUCUGGAGCAGGGCGAUGAGCUCGUUUGCCUCAAGGCCACAUUGGCGGAAGUCCUGCGCAGGCUCAGCGUCCUGGAGGGCAUCAGACUCACUCAGCAAACCGCCACUUCCUCCAUGGGAACCCCGAUCAAGAUAAACGGCUCAGCCAAGGACCUGCUGAGGCAGAAGCCUCAAAGUUAUUCCACCUCGAAGGUCGACCUUAACCGAAGGUAUGCGGGAUCAUCUCUACCCCAGCGACGGGCGGUACAUUAUCAAUCGACCGGCAGCUUGCACAGUGACAGUCAAAGCUCGAAUAGCGUCAGCCCCAUACCGUCACCGUCACCACGCGCCACACCACAGCCCCUCAAUGGCCGUCGUCCGGUGUCGGUCAUAAGCACCACCAGCACCACAAACAUAGUGUCCACGAAUCCUACCUCCCUCCACAAGAGAUGGAGUUCGACCGGCGAUUUUACUCAAUCGGGCGUCCACGCUUCGCCGAGCUCCAAAUUCUCCACAAAGUCGUUUUUGAAUUUGUUCAAAUCGAGUAGCGGCACAUCAGCACCUAAUUACAAGCACGGAACCCGAGACGCUACCUACAACGCCGAAGAAAGAACGCUGAAAAUGUUCUUCAAGGGUCGGAUCGUUACCUUGUACGCGCCCAGCAACUUGGCCGACGACUACGAAAUCACCAAGGUGUCCACAGCGCCAGGUCAAAGGUUAAGGCUCGACUGGGUCUACGGAUACAGGGGUCGAGACUGCAGAUCCAACUUGUACUUUCUGCCGACUGGCGAAAUGGUAUAUUUCGUCGCGUCAGUGGUAGUACUCUACAAUGUAGAGGAGCAACACCAAAGACAUUAUUUAGAACAUACGAGCGACAUUAAGAGCCUGGCCAUACAUCCGAACAAAAUGCUCGUAGCCACUGGCCAGUGCGUAGCAGACGAAAAAUCCAACGCGAGGGCGCAUAUCAGGGUGUGGAACUCUGUAUCGCUCCACACGCAGGCCGUGAUCGGUAUGAACGAUUUCGCCUUGUCGGUUUGUAGCGUCUGUUUCUCCAAAGCCGAUGGAGGAAGUUUGCUCGUAGCCAUCGAUGACGCGCCCGAUCACAACAUAUCCGUUUGGGAUUGGACCAAAGGCGAGAACGGUUACAAAAUAACGGAAACCAAGAGUUCAGUCGACACCGUAGUGUCGGUCGAGUUCCAUCCGUUAGAUAAGAACACCGUCGUGACCUGCGGCAAGUCUCACAUCGCUUUCUGGUCGUUAGACGUAGGCGGGACCCUUUACAAACGAAUGGGAGUGUUCGAAACCAGAGACAAGCCGAAAUACGUGACCUGCAUCGCGUUUUUGCAAACGGGAGAAACGAUAACUGGCGAUUCGAACGGCAACCUCGAAAUUUGGGGACGUGGCACUAACACCAUAUGCAAAUUCAUCAAGAACGUCCACGAGGGUGGCAUCUUUUCGAUUUGCGUGCUAAGAGACGGCUGCGUAAUAACCGGAGGCGGCAAAGAUGGCCGACUGCAUGAAUUCGAUAGCAAUUUGUCACGCACGGGACUGUCGGGCGAGAUCGAAGCGCAUUUCGGCGGAAUCAGGGUAGUCUCGGAGGGUAGGGGAGGUCAACUUCUGAUCGGAACCACCAGAAACUGUAUUCUGUGCGGAACUCUAGAAUUAGGGUUCCAACCGAUCAUACUGGGCCACACCGAUGAUUUGUGGGGCCUCGCCGUUCAUCCGUCGAUACCCCAAUUUGCGACAGCGGGUUAUGAUCGCGUACUGCAGCUGUGGGAAUCGAUGUCGCAUAGUAUAUUAUGGAGCAAAGAUAUUGGGGAAGCGGGUCAGAGCGUGGCUUUUUCGCCGGAUGGAUCAUGCAUACUCGUGGGCUGCGUUUCCGGAAAAUGGAUGAUAUUCGACGCGCAAUCUCGCGAGCUGUUGGGCUACCAUACGGACGGCUCGGAACCCAUCCACGUGAUUAGUUUCUCGCCCGACGGAUCAAUGGUCGCGUUGGGAUCCCGAGAUAGCCAGAUUUACAUCUACCAAGUAUCGAACGCCGGCACGAAGUUCAGUCGAAUUGGAAAAUGCUCGGGCCAUUCGAGCUGCGUAAUUCACCUGGAUUGGUCGACGGAUAACCAAACCCUACGGAGUAACUCGGCGGACUUCGAGUUGUUAUUUUGGAAUGCGGGCACUUGUCGGCAAAUACCCCAAUCCAACCUGCUGAGGGAUGUCGAAUGGGCCACCAACAAUUGUCCCGUGACGUUCACGACGCUGGGGAUUUGGCCCGAAAACGCAGACGGCCCUAACGUGAACUAUUGCCGUCGCAGCAACAGCUCGAAACUCGUCAUCACCGGUGACGACUUCGGUAAAGUCAAGCUUUACGGUUAUCCGGUCACCCAACCAAAGUCGCUUUGUCAUUCUUACGGCGGCCAUAGCAGCUACGUCACCGCGGUGAAUUUCUUGUACGACGAUACCAGGGCGGUAUCUAUCGGGGGCAAAGACACCGCCGUACUGCAAUGGAUGGUUUCAUAGGUAUUCAACCUAGUCUGUACAAUGUACAUAAAAACUAUUUAUAUUAUUUUAUCUAUUUUUUUAUCUUCAUCGCACCUAUAGUUUAAGAAAGAGUGCCAGAAUGACUGAGUAACGAAAAAAAAAAAUCAUUUGCAACUUAUUCUACACUUUGUACGUUUCUAAGUCAUGUGAUAAUUAAAAAUACAGUUUCGAAAAUUUCGUGUUUGUCUG